AUGAUAACUGGAGAUUCUGAUCAAAUGUACGACUUCCAGGGGCUUCCAAAGAAAUUUGGGGGAGACAUUUUACUUGCCCGGCUCCAUAACCCAACUCUUGGUGCAGGUGUGGUAGGGCAAGUGGUGGAUCAUCUCAAUGGCUCCUAUUCCGCUGUGUUCUAUUUACCCUGGGAAGGAAACGCAGAGGUUGAGCAGCCUGUGUGCAACUACACUGACCUCCGUACAGGCGAGCCGUGGUUCUGCUACAAGCCAAAGAAUCUGAGUUGUGAUACCAGGAUCAAUCACUCC
Messenger RNA from Oreochromis niloticus (Nile tilapia), 288 nucleotides. Its product is annotated as NXPE family member 3-like. The annotation marks the transcript as partial. The record is from RefSeq and is a predicted model, not a curated record. NCBI's taxonomy places the organism in Eukaryota, Metazoa, Chordata, Actinopteri, Cichliformes, Cichlidae. The transcript has 2 exons.